Solanum stenotomum is the source of this 723-nucleotide messenger RNA. RefSeq lists its product as uncharacterized. The transcript is spliced from 2 exons. The coding region runs from base 58 to 723 and encodes 221 amino acids. Lineage: Eukaryota; Viridiplantae; Streptophyta; Magnoliopsida; Solanales; Solanaceae. The record is from RefSeq and is a predicted model, not a curated record.
CUGUGGUGGUCUGCCUGGAGAACCUAUGAAGAAGAAUUUCAUGAUCAAUUAAAAGUCAUGGGUGCUGUGUCUAAACAAGCUGCAAAGGAUUUGGUAUGGUACCCUGCACAAAACUGGUGCAGGGCUUAUUUUGACACAGUCUGCAAAAAUCACUCAUGUGAGAAUAAUUUUACCGAGUCAUUCAACAAAUGGAUUCUAGAAGCAAGGGCAAAACCUAUAAUCAAGAUGUUAGAAAAUAUUAGAAUCAAGCUUCAAAGAUCAAAACAACCAGCCCAAGAUGUGCCAAUGUCAGCACCCCAAGCCAGUCAAGAAGAAUCUGGUAGUGUCUUCAUGCCUACUCCUGGCUUUAUUGCUUCUUCAAGUCAACAGAGUAGCCAACCUGCUGGUCCUUCAAAUUCAAAGAAAAUUGAAAAGAAACCUACUGGACCUUCAAAGUCAAAGAGAAAAAUAGUUGCUGAUGAAUCUGAGGAUGAGCAACAUGUUGCACCUUCAAGUGCAGUUGCUGAUGAGGAUAGAGGUGAGCAUGAAAGUGAAGACGAGCAGAUAAUUCUAAGGCCGAAGGCAAUUUCUGAAGCUAGGACUAGGCUUCAAGCUAAAAAGAUACAGAUUCAACAAACAGGUACUAGGAGGAUUGGCUUCAAAGGAGAUGACAAUGGUGUGAGCAUUCCAACUAAUCUGCCAUACUCAGAAAGAAAAUUGGCAUGGAAGGAAAAGAAACUAUGA